Molecule: messenger RNA, 1371 nt
Organism: Toxotes jaculatrix (banded archerfish)
Lineage: Eukaryota; Metazoa; Chordata; Actinopteri; Toxotidae
Product: ankyrin repeat domain-containing protein 1-like
Exons: 10
Coding region: 314-1273 (319 amino acids)
Biological process (GO): regulation of transcription by RNA polymerase II
Cellular component (GO): nucleus
Molecular function (GO): RNA polymerase II-specific DNA-binding transcription factor binding
Source: RefSeq, a predicted model, not a curated record
UCUGCUCUGUUUCCUUGUCCUCAGGACAGCUUCAGUCCUCUGGACAACAGUCCCUCCUGCUGCUGGAGUCCGUCCUCACCAGGUUCUGAUGAGUAACCCAAAACCAAACUCUGCCAAAAAGAUUUUACUGUUUGAGACUCAGUGGAUCCACCGGAUUAAAUCAGGUCAGACGGGUCAGCAGCUGUCUCCUGCAAGUUCAACCAGCCGGGUCAAAGGUCAACAGACAAGCGCGUGUGUGAGUGUGUGUGUGUGAGUAUAUUAGGAGGAUGGACGGAGGUGAAGCUCGUCGCCUCCUGAUCAGCAGAGAGAAAACAUGGAGGUGCAGAGAUCUGAGCCAAUCAGCUGUGAGGAUGAAGAGCACGAAGAGGAAGAGGAAACAGUGGUGCAGGUGGAGGACAGAGACUAUGAGUCCUCUGUGUCUGAGGAGAAGCAGGAUGCUGGGACCUGCAGCAGAAACACAGACUCUGAGCCUCCCAUCAGCCUCAAGACGGAUAAAUCCGGCCGUCUCCUCCUGGAGACUCCAGCCGACCUCCAGAACCUCCUGCUGCUGAGGAAGACCAAGAGACGGCAGAAAGCUGCUGUCAGGAGACCUGCUGCUGCUGCUCCCCCUGCUGUGCAGAGAGUGCCUUAUUACGUGGAUGAAGAGGAUUUCUUUAAGGCCUGUGAUCAGAACCAGCAGCUGGUAAUUGACAGGUACCUGUCCACAGGUGGAGACGUCAACGCCUGCGACACAUUUGAGCGUACAGGGCUCCACAGAGCGUGCUCUCAGGGUCACACUGACGUCGUCAUCAAACUGUUGGAGGCUGGAGCGAACGUCCACAGCAGAGACAAGCUGUGGUCCACAUGUGUCCACUCUGCCUGUCGAAGAGGACACCUGUCUGUGCUCAAACUGCUGUUGAACCACGGAGCCGACAUGACGGCAACAGACAAGCUGGACAGCACUGCUCUUCAUGUCUCUGUGAGGACUGGACACUACGACUGUGCUGAACAUCUGAUUCACUGUGGAGCUGAAGUCAACACACAGGACAGAGUGAGUCAGCGCACACACACACACAUGCACGCACGCACACACAGGUCUGACGUGUGGCGUCUGUUUCAGGAGGGAGACACGCCUCUGCAUGACGCUAUUCGACUCAACAGAUUCAAAAUCAUUCAGCUGCUGUUACUGCACGGAGCCGACACACACAUCCCCAACCAGGAUGGACGUCGUCCCCUGGACGAGGUCUUCCAGUGGCAGGACGAAGCGAGGAGUCUCCUCCUGCAGCAGAAGUGACGGCUCCUCGUUCUGUCGAUUAUUGAUGUUCAUGUUGUAUCUGGGACCUUGAACACGUCGUGAUCCAUUAUGUUCACUCUGCUUUAAAAAAUCUUCAG